This is a messenger RNA of Cotesia glomerata, 1413 nucleotides long. RefSeq names its product putative gustatory receptor 28a. The coding region runs from base 117 to 1382 and encodes 421 amino acids. Gene Ontology annotation, biological process: sensory perception of taste. The transcript has 3 exons. The record is from RefSeq and is a predicted model, not a curated record. Gene Ontology annotation, cellular component: dendrite; membrane; axon. Lineage: Eukaryota; Metazoa; Arthropoda; Insecta; Hymenoptera; Braconidae.
ACAGCAAUCGAUAAGAAAGUAAUGAAAUGUCCAGGUAUCAUUAAUCACCAACAGCAAUUAUUCUUCAUACAACGCAAAAACGUUCCACUUAUCGACCGCAAUUUUAAUCAGCAAACAUGGAGCAAACGUUCUCCAGCAGAAAUUAUAAUUCCAAUUUUUCAUGGCAAAAUCGCGCGUUAAUUAUCAUUCAGUACAUAUUUUUCAAAACAAUUGGUCUAUCACCCUGGGCGCUGAAUCUAGCCCAAAUAGUGAAAAAGUGUAGAGGCAGAAAUUUUUCCAAUCAAACAAUUACAAUCACCACAUCUGUCUAUGGAUCGUUGUACAAUAUUAUAUUGAGUUUAUUGAUAAUAAUUUAUAAUAUUCUUUGUUUUCUUUACGAAUUUGUUUAUAACGAAAAUGAUCUCCACAUAGCAAUCGCUGUAAGAGUCAGCCUAAGAAUCAGUGGCGGUAUGGCGAUCAUCGUUGUUUGGAUUUCAUACAUCUUGCGGCAAAAAUUAAUCAUCCAAACAGUGAGAAAGUUUGUAAAUGUUGACAGAAUUCUAGCCAAGUGUUGUUACAAGACCAAUCAACCGAUUAAUGACAACUACGUUAAUCUAGUUAUUCUAAGCCAUUUUAUCUUGUCGUUUGUUGGGUUAAUAGUAGUGUUAAAAGUUUAUCCGAUAAUUAUAAUACCAGUCCGGUAUGUACCAGCUGUAAUUAAUAGUUGGGUGAUGACACAGUAUUCAUUAAUUCUUAACAUGAUGAUUAAUCGGUUGAAGAUUAUCAACACAAGGAUUUUAAAACUUGGGAAUGUUGAAACUUCCAUCAAAUCUCGAGUUAUACUUGCCGAGAGACCUCCCUUGACUGAUCCAAAAUUAGUCGCAUUUGAUCUCAGACACAUCAGCAGUGCUCAUUCCCAAUUAUCCGAAUUAUCCAGUGAAGUAUCUAAUUUCUUUGGGAUUCCCAUUUUACUCGUUAUCAUUUACAGCGGGGUAUCCGGAACAGUUUACUUGUACUUUGUAAUUUUUUCCUUUUUUGAAAAAUAUAAACAAGAAAAUAUUAUUAAUUAUUUUAGUGUUGGUUUAUGGUUUUCUUACAUGAUCUUGAGUUUCAUUUUUAUGACUACAAAUGUUACUAGAAUAAAAGUUCAGGUACUGCAGAAAUUCCACCUGUUUUCAAAACUUUAUAGAUUGGCUUUUUUCAGAGUAAACAAACCGCUGAAGCUAUUCAUCUGGUUUUGGAUCGGUUUCUUGGAAUUUUCAAGAAAUCUUUUGCACCAAAAAAUGGAGUUCAAUGCAUGUGGAAUUAUUUCAUUAGACAAUUCUCUUCUAUUUGCCGUUUCUGGUACGAUAGUGACGUAUCUCAUCAUCCUCAUCCAGUUUCGCAUAAACAAUCAAGUUUAAUUAAAUAUAAAGAGCAUCACUUACCUGCAAG